AUGCGCGAAUCAUCUAUAUCUACUCUCUUAUAGAGGAAAAUGGCGUUCUGAGAAAAGCUAAAGAUUUCAAAAACAACCUCAUCUACAAACUGGUGUUCUACAGGGUUUCCCCAAUGUCCGUGGCCAAUGCGAAACAGGCCAUUUUCAACCCGGUAAUUCCUUUCACAGGACUCAUCCCAGGUGGGCUUCAGUCUGGAGAGAUGGUUGUAGUUCAGGGCUGUGUUCUCAAUGAUGCUGACAGGUUCCAAUUUGACCUGACCUGUGGCAGCAGCACGAAGCCCCGAGCUGACAUCGCUUUCCACUUCAACCCCCGCUUCAGGAGCUCGCCAUGCAUCGUUUGCAACUCCUUACAGCAAGGUAGCUGGGGCAGAGAGGAGAUUCUUGAUCAGAUGCCCUUUAAGCAAGGAGCAUCCUUUGAGACAAUCAUUCUAGUACAGGAAGAUGUGUUCAAGGUGGCAGUAAACGGAGCUCAUGUCCUGGAGUAUCAGCACAGAAUCCCUCUUCACAGGGUCGACACGUUCUCCGUAUCAGGAAAAGUUCAAAUACAAGCCAUUGGCUAUGUCCCAAGCUCAGCAAUAUUUUCAGAAUCAGGUGAUUUGAGUAUACCCUACAGGGGCAGUAUACUUAAAGGGCUCAGUCCUGGACAGCACAUUACAAUUAAGGGCCACGUCAGCUUAUUUCCUCAUAGUUUUUCUGUAAACCUGAGGUGCAGCGAGUCCAAAAACAUCGCCCUACACCUGAAUGCACGAAUCAAAUCGGGCACGGUGAUCCGCAACUCUUUCUUAAGUGAGUCUUGGGGACCGGAGGAGAUGGAGCUGUCGUACUUCCCGUUCACAGCUGGGAAAUACUUUGAGAUCAUCGUCCUGUGCCAGACUCACCAGUUUAAAAUCGCUGUUAACGGAGAGCAUCUGCUGGAGUACAGACACCGAGUGCAGGACCUGAGCUCCAUCACCCAGCUGGAGGUCCUCGGAGACCUGGACUUACAGGACAUUAAGCUCUGGUGACUCUCAGAUCAGUAAUGGCACAUGCUCACUCCAGCACUUGUGUUUUUUUUUUUUUUUUUAACAGCCAAUUAAUGAAUACACAGCUGUGUCACUGACGGAGAACGCCCAGUGUACACCACUGCAUGUGAGCAAAGGGCUGCGUUUCCAAAAUAUGAUCUGAGGCCUGGAGCCAUGGAAUUUUUUUUUCCCCAUAGUGUAGCAAUUAGCUAGUAGAAUAAUAAUUAUAUAUAUAUAUAUAUAAUAUAAUAUAAUAUAAUAUAAUAUAAUAUAAUAUAAUAUAAUAUAAAACAAGGCUCCAGAUGGUUAUGCUCCUGAAAUUUAAUCUGUACGACCUUAAAAUAUAUUUGGGGGCAUUUGUGUGAGUGCAAAUAAGUGUUGUGGUGCGACCUGUUUUCAUUUCUCUACAAAACGUUUGCUAAUUACUGCACAGUAUGUGCCUGCUGUGAGCCGAUACAGUGACCGCUCCACCGUUCUAUCCAACGUUACGUAACCAAUUAAACUGCAUCUUUACAUUCUUAACUGUAAUGCAGAUUUUAGAUUGGUUAUUAUUAGCCGUCAAUCACUCCCUUUCACUGUGCUCUUGUUGUCGCACGAGAGGGAGUUAACUAGCACGCAAACUGUAAAGAGCCGAAGAGAGAAGAUGAAAAGAAUAGAGAUUUCUUUUGUUAGCCGUCUAAAGUUACAGAUGAUGUAACUCGCGGAGUUACUGAUGGCGAUCAUGUGGUGAAUGUGGAUCCACCAGCGGAAAAGAAGGCGGAGAGAGUGGCUGAAAGACUUCGAGUGGCUCCGCUCUGAAAAUGGCUCAGUGCACUGCGUUCACUGUAAAGCCUGUGGGACAGAGGUUGCAGGUAACACUGCGUUCGCCACUGAAUCCACACGUUUUAAGCGUGAGUGGUGGCGGUGUGUUUAAAUAAAAGAAGUCUGUUUUAUUUAUAUAUAUAUAUAUAUACUUGUAGCUGUGUCGCUCCUAAGUUUUUGCUGGUGCUGCUGACGUUUUCAAGCACCAGUUCUAACAAGUAAAAACAAAACUUAAUUUCGAGCCCUGCGUAAUCAGCGGCUACUUACUCGCCUUAUGUCACAAAGAUAUAAAAACGUAUUAGAAAUCAGGGUACAUUUUACGGGAUGAGAAAGUCUGAAAAUGUGUUUACUAUUGACUCAAAAAGCUGUUAUCUGGAUGUGCGAAGAUGCCAGGCAUGGCGUCUGUAAGGCCUCGUCAACGAUUUUUAUUUAAAGCUGCCAUCAGUCCCUCCAGGAUUUCACAAUUUUGCGAUCACAGAAAUGACUGCGUAAUCAAGCAACUGCAAUAUUCGUAGGAGCUUGCGAUUUUUCAAAAUUACCGCAGGUUUUCUGCAGAUUUGGGCCAAGACGCGUCGUAGUCGUCACGUCAUUCACGUGCGUCGAACAUGAGUACAGCUAAAAGGUCUCGUUUACCAACAGACAUCAUUGCAAAAGACAAUUCAGUGCAAUUGUAGUUGUACCAAUUUAAGUAGUUUUCCUCUUAAAAAAAAAAAACAAUAAAAAAGAAACGUAGCAAAAUCAAGCAUUUUUGGCGGCAAUGAUCACUCCGCGAGUCCUGUACGGACGUUUAAAGUGACAUUACAGUGGUUGAGAUGAAACACUACUAACGUUUCUUAUACGGUGAAGUCCAAAAUUGUUGCCACCCUUCAUGAAAAUGAGCAAAACCAGAAUAAAAGCGAUCAAUUGAUCUUAAACAUGUGGAGGCUGAAGAGAGAUUUAUUUUAAAUUGGAGUUCUCAGAUAGUUAUUUAGUCAUUACUUUAUACUGCUUUUAAAAUAAUCAGUGCUGCAACAGUCAGCCCUGAUAUUACAGUGAUGAAAUGAUGGUUAUUAUAGUUAUAAGCCUAAUUAACUGGUCAUUGCAUUGACUCUAAAGCUCAAUAACCUCAACAACAGUAAAAUAAAUAUAUAGCUUCAAAAUAAUAGCAGUUGUUAUGAAACUAAAUAAAGUGCUGCUUAGAUAAUGUCAGAUGUUUCGACCAUGAAACUGAUUUGGGUUUUCAGGAUGGAAAUUUUAGGAAUAAAAGCUUAAAUGGCACUAAUAAGUAAAUACGAGGGAACGUUUUUUCGUUACGUGCCUACUAUUUAAGUAAGAAGGAUUAUACUUAUGGAAAGAUGCAGUCUUCAGAGGGUCGCUGGAUUUUGUUUAAUACAGGAAGCAACAACUAGAAUAUUCAAAAGUCAGAAUGCUGUUGUGUUAAACGUACAUGGUGGAGAACCUGAGGUGAGUGAACACCACCAUAUGAAUGUUCAUGUUCGUUUGGUUUAAAUGGAGGACUGUAUGAGCAGUUUAAGUACAAGAGUGCAAACGUAUUGUUACGGAGUAACAAUGUUGCUCAUUAUAAUUACUGUGCUUUAUAUUUAUGUCUUUAAUAAAGCAUGUGCUAAACACUA
Messenger RNA from Ictalurus punctatus (channel catfish), 3415 nucleotides. RefSeq names its product galectin 8b (gene lgals8b). The record is from RefSeq and is a predicted model, not a curated record. Lineage: Eukaryota; Metazoa; Chordata; Actinopteri; Siluriformes; Ictaluridae. The transcript is spliced from 8 exons. Gene Ontology annotation, molecular function: carbohydrate binding. Bases 114 to 1004 code for a protein of 296 amino acids.